This is a messenger RNA of Procambarus clarkii (red swamp crayfish), 1209 nucleotides long. The record is from RefSeq and is a predicted model, not a curated record. Lineage: Eukaryota; Metazoa; Arthropoda; Malacostraca; Decapoda; Cambaridae.
AUGGAGGUUCCAGGCACGAGCACCACAUCAAACGAUCUGACAUGGCGGCUGGGUAGUGUAUCGGCCGAUAAACCUCUAAGCUUUGGGAUGAGAGACAGAGGAGCAUUUCUUAAUCCUCGGAGACCGCCACCGUGGAGCAGCGGUCUCCACUCGGUCUCUGCGGUCUCAGCGGUCUCUGUUCCCUCGUCUGACCAUCAGACGAGGGAACAGAGCAGUCUGAUGGUCAGAAAUAGUGAGGAAAUCAUUGCAGGAGGUCAGAAAGGAUGGGACCUCAGAACACAGCCACCGUCAAGGUGCAAAUUGACGGUUCAUGAGACAGGGAACCGAUCGAGACGGAACAUCCAGGUGGACUUCGGGAGACAGGGAGCCUGGACAGCGACGCCGGUGGACACCAUCAUCACCCACACAACAGAUCAGCAGGAAAACAGAUCACCCACACAACAGAUCAGCAGGAAAACAGAUCACCCACACAACAGAUCAGCAGGAAAACAGAUCACCAACACAACAGAUCAGCAGGAAAACAGAUCACCCACACAACAGAUCAGCAGGAAAACAGAUCACCAACACAACAGAUCAGCAGGAAAACAGAUCACCCACACAACAGAUCAGCAGGAAAACAGAUCACCAACACAACAGAUCAGCAGGAAAACAGAUCACCCACACAACAGAUCACCAACACAACAGAUCACCCACACAACAGAUCAGCAGGAAAACAGAUCACCCACACAACAGAUCAGCAGGAAAACAGAUUACCCACACAACAGAUCAGCAGGAAAACAGAUUACCCACACAACAGAUCAGGAGGAAAACAGAUCACCCACACUACAGAUCAGCAGGAAAACAGAUUACCCACACAACAGAUCAGCAGGAAAACAGAUUACCCACACAACAGAUCAGGAGGAAAACAGAUCACCCACACUACAGAUCAGCAGGAAAACAGAUCACCCACACUACAGAUCAGCAGGAAAACAGAUCACCAACACAACAGAUCAGCAGGAAAACAGAUCAACACAACAGAUCAGCAGGGAAACAGAUCACCAACACAACAGAUCAGCAGGAAAACAGAUCACCCACACAACAGAUCAGCAGGAAAACAGAUCAGCAGGAAAACAGAUCAGCAGGAAAACAGAUCAGCAGGAAAAAAAACCAAUCCCGGAGUCGAAGACCAAAAUAAAAGUCAAUCAAAAGCCAUCAAAACAAAGAAGUUGA